CUCUCUCUCUCUUUUGUGAGUUAUAGCAACCGUUGCCUUGUGAAUCAAGCGCCAUAGUCACCGUAGUCCUGGCGACUGUUACCCAUCAACAACAACUACUCCUCUCCUCCUCCUCCUCCUCUUCCUCCUCCUCCUCCCCACCACCACCAUCUCCAUCACCCACCAACAACACCACAAUAAUCCACAGCCAAGAAGUCUGCCGAGUUUUGAAAUUUAAAACCUUUUAAAUAAUGUUGAAUGAGUGGAGCUGUAUAAUAGAUGUGGAUUUAUAUUUCACCAGAGGUUUGAGAGCCAUAUGGUUUGGAAAAAUGCCAGUGCCCAUGGAAUGGAGAUGAAGAUCAAAGUCAUUUGUGGGAGGAGGUCAUUAUAGUGAUCCUGAUACGUUACUCACCUGCAGUCAUGCUGUCCUUGAUAAACUUUAAAAUAAAGGCAUCUUUCUUGGAUAAUAUAAACCUCUCUAUGAUAUUGCAUUUUUGUUAAUUUACACAGCUGUCUGGAAUUUCCUAAAUCCUGUAGCACAGUCUUGUGUAAUGCAUUGUCCGUGAGCUUUGGAAGCUCCAGCUUACCCUUUGGUUUACAAACCUUAGAAAGAAUGCUAAUAGAUGACACCGCAUGCCUAGAACAACACCUUAAUCUGAAGGAAUGGGGUAAGAUGAGGGUAAAUUGGGGCAGGAACAUAUAGUUGGAAAAAUUAGAGUACGAAUAAUGGUUAGUACAGUAUAGAGAAAAAGAAGGGUGAUGUUAGGGUCUACAUAAGAAAUUCAGUUUGCCACAUUAAGUAUACUUAAUAAUAUUACCACUACAGUUAAUAACAUUAUUUCUAAUAUUUUAUUCAAAAACAUUCUAGCAGAGACAUAAGAAAUAAUUGGAUAUGUUAGUCUAUAAUCUUGUAGUUUAACAUCAUUGUUCUUUAGCUUUACUUUUGAAUGAGGAAUUAAAGGAUUUAUAUCAAUGUGUAUUUAGUGCCAGUACUAUUUUGGUUAACUUAGGAAUCCUGAAAUGGCUCAGCUUUCUAUUGGGUUUUAAGGACUAUUUUGAAAGAAAAGAGAGAAAUUAGGUAUUUGAUAUGAAAUUAUAUAUUCUCAGCUAUGUGGACGUAUUUUUUAAGAUUUCAGAUUUUAGAAGGCAGAAAUGAUGGAGAUGAUAUUUAGGAAUCAAGGGUGAAAACAAAGGAUAGGAGGAGACAUUGAAAAUGCAGUUAGAUGAAAUUAGAAAAUUUUGAAGUAAAGAUUAAAAAUAAGGUGAGAUGGAUAAAUCAAAGUAUGAAUGGUGAGAUAAUUUGUUGGGUGAAUAAUCAUUUACUUUUUUGCCUUACUUGAUUUUAACGAAUAGGGGAAGCUGAGAAACAGAUUAUACUUAAGUUUCUUAUGGACACUACAUUACUUUUUUUGUCUGAAAUAUUUACAGUAAAGCUCUGGGACUUUUGACUAUUAUUGUAUGUGAUUUCACUAUUAAUGUUGUAUAUAGAAAAGAAUUAAACUGAGAUGUAUCAGAGUUUUCUUGUAAUUAUUUUAUUGUUACAAAGUUAUAUAUUACUAUAGAAAGUUAAUAUAUUCAAUUAGAAUAUCUGAUUAGCUUAUCUGAUAUCUAAAGCAGUUUACAUAUGGGAAGCCAAUAUAUAGUGAAAAUCUGUGUACCAUAAAUGUUUAUAAUCUUAAAACUUUCUUUUUUAAAAACUUUUAAAACUAACAGUGAAGAAUAUAGAAUAGUCUAGUGAACCCUCAUGUGUCCAUCACACAGACCUAAGGAUUAUUACGUUCUGUUGUUCUUAAACCUAUAUAAUUUGAAAUAAUUUGUUUAUUGAAAUAAACUUGAAUCCUAUUUUGUUCUACAUUGUUUUGAAAAAAUUUAAGUCUUAUGUUAAGAACGGACUCAAUGUAGCCUUGAAACAGUGCUUACAUUAUAUUUAAAACAAAGUAUUUAAGAGUGGUUGAUCUUCAUGUUGUUUCUUCUCAGCACAGCAUUUGUAAAUCAGGAAGUUUGUUCUCAUUUGUUGGUCAAGUCUUUUGUUUAGUAAUUCCAGGGUCUUCUACUUGAAAUCUGACCUAUCAUUAAAAAAGGGAUCAAGCACAAGUGCUGCAGCCCUUGUUUGCAGGAUGCAGGAAAACAACUGUCUUGAUAUUUACCUCCCAGAGGUGAAAGGGAUUAAUAUUUUGUACGUCAUUCUUUUAAUUUGUUUGUGGGUAGAUUAUAUUGCUCUACUUAUUCUGUAUUGGAGUAACUCCCCAACAGCAAACAACUUAAUGUUCUAAUUUGGAAGAACACCAUGUGAAGGAAAGCUUUAUCAAAUAAUUGACUUGUAUUUUAGAACCUGACCCUGUUUGCAUGGCAGCUAAGCUUUUGAGUCUGAAGCUGGAGCUGGAGCCUCAAGCCACCUAUAGCCACUUGGUCAUUCUGGCAUUUUAUGGUAGAGAAUACAUUGAGUUUGGCUCAUGGAAAGAAUAUGAGAAUUUCAGCUAAAAAUCAAUAAAGCAACAAAAUGACAGUGGUCAACAAGAAUUUAAUUGCUUUAUUAUAUUAAGGAGACACCAGUUUUGGUCCUACCUUGAGCAAAAACUUCAAUAUCAGACUCACUCUUAGGAAGAAAGCCAUAUGGAGUUUCCCAGCACAGUUGAAGAAUGUAGCACAGUUGCAUCAGUAAUGAUGGCUCACUCAACUGGGAGCAUCUCUCUGGGUUUGUGGCAACCCUGCAUUAAACAAGUCUGUCGGUGCCAUUUUUCCAACAGUAUUUGCUCACUUCCUGUCUUUGCAUCACAUUUUGUAUUCGAUUUAUUGAGGUGGUCUGGAACCAAACCCUCAAUACCUCCCAGCACUUUGUUUCCUGACACUACAAGAUGCCUAAGGUCAUCGUAUAUUUUCAGUGCUCCAGCCUUAGAAUCAGCCAUUUCUCAAAGGAGCCCUAGAUACUUUUCUGGGGAUAUUUUUUAUCAGAGGAACAUAGAUCGGGAUCUGCAAUGGUUCUCAAAAUUCCAAAGUGAGACCAUCAUGCAGACAUCAGAGACCGGGUCGGACACAGGUUCGACAGUGACUUUACAGACAUCUGUGGCUAGUCAAGCAGCAGUGCCUACACAGGUGGUACAGCAAGUACCAGUACAACAACAGGUGCAGCAGGUACAGACUGUGCAGCAGGUACAGCAUGUCUAUCCAGCUCAGGUGCAGUACGUGGAAGGAAGCGACACUGUCUAUACCAAUGGAGCAAUCCGAACAACAACUUAUCCUUACACAGAAACGCAGAUGUACAGCCAAAACACUGGAGGGAAUUACUUUGAUACUCAAGGGAGUUCUGCACAGGUGACUACCGUGGUCUCAUCCCACAGUAUGGUGGGCACUGGUGGGAUUCAGAUGGGCGUCACGGGAGGACAACUCAUCAGCAGCUCUGGAGGAACCUAUCUGAUUGGCAAUUCAAUGGAGAAUUCUGGUCACUCAGUGACACAUACCACUCGGGCUUCCCCAGCGACAAUUGAAAUGGCGAUUGAGACGCUGCAAAAGUCUGACGGUCUGUCCACUCACAGAAGCUCUCUUCUCAACAGCCAUCUCCAGUGGCUGUUGGACAAUUACGAGACAGCAGAAGGAGUGAGCCUUCCCAGAAGCACUCUUUACAACCACUACCUACGACACUGUCAGGAACACAAACUGGACCCAGUCAAUGCUGCUUCUUUUGGAAAACUUAUAAGGUCAAUUUUUAUGGGGCUACGAACCAGGAGAUUGGGAACCAGAGGAAACUCCAAGUACCAUUACUAUGGGAUUCGUGUCAAGCCAGAUUCCCCUCUUAAUCGUCUGCAAGAAGACAUGCAGUAUAUGGCUAUGAGACAACAACCCAUGCAACAGAAACAAAGGUACAAGCCUAUGCAGAAAGUGGAUGGGGUUGCAGAUGGUUUCACAGGAAGUGGUCAACAGACAGGCACAUCUGUUGAGCAAACUGUAAUUGCCCAAAGUCAACAUCAUCAACAGUUUUUAGAUGCAUCUCGAGCACUUCCAGAGUUUGGAGAAGUUGAAAUCUCUUCUCUGCCAGAUGGUACUACCUUUGAGGAUAUCAAGUCACUGCAGAGUCUUUAUCGAGAGCACUGUGAGGCAAUAUUGGACGUUGUUGUGAAUCUUCAAUUUAGCCUGAUAGAAAAAUUGUGGCAAACAUUCUGGCGCUAUUCUCCCUCUACUCCAGCUGACGGCACUACCAUUACUGAAUCAAGCAAUCUGAGUGAAAUAGAAAGUCGACUUCCGAAAGCAAAGCUGAUAACUCUGUGCAAACAUGAGUCUAUCCUGAAAUGGAUGUGUAACUGUGACCAUGGGAUGUACCAGGCUUUGGUGGAGAUUCUCAUCCCCGACGUCCUUAGACCUAUUCCUAGUGCCUUGACCCAAGCCAUUCGAAAUUUUGCAAAAAGCCUUGAAGGUUGGCUUUCCAAUGCCAUGAACAAUAUUCCACAGAGAAUGAUACAAACCAAGGUUGCAGCUGUAAGUGCCUUUGCCCAGACUCUGCGAAGAUACACGUCGCUCAAUCACCUGGCCCAGGCAGCUCGUGCAGUGCUUCAGAACACUUCUCAGAUCAACCAGAUGCUCAAUGACCUCAACCGUGUCGACUUUGCCAAUGUCCAGGAGCAGGCUUCCUGGGUAUGUCAGUGUGAUGACAACAUGGUUCAGAGACUAGAAACAGACUUCAAGAUGACUCUUCAGCAGCAGAGCACCCUGGAGCAGUGGGCUGCAUGGCUUGACAAUGUGAUGAUGCAAGCACUGAAACCCUAUGAAGGAAGACCCAGUUUUCCUAAAGCUGCCAGGCAGUUUCUGCUAAAAUGGUCUUUCUACAGCUCAAUGGUUAUUCGGGACUUAACCCUACGCAGUGCUGCUAGCUUUGGCUCCUUCCACCUGAUCCGUCUGCUCUACGACGAGUAUAUGUUCUACUUAGUAGAACAUCGUGUUGCUCAGGCAACAGGAGAGACACCCAUAGCGGUCAUGGGUGAGUUUGGUGAUUUAAAUGCUGUGUCUCCUGGAAAUCUGGAUAAAGAUGAAGGCAGUGAAGUGGAGAGUGAAAUGGAUGAGGAAUUAGAUGACUCUUCAGAACCUCAAGCCAAAAGAGAGAAAACCGAGCUGAACCAGGCAUUUCCGGUAGGCUGUAUGCAGCCUGUCCUCGAGAGUGGCGUGCAGCCAAGCCUCCUGAAUCCAAUUCACAGCGAGCACAUCGUCACGAGUACUCAGACUAUCAGACAGUGCAGCGCUACAGGAAAUACCUACACUGCAGUCUAAAGAAUACUAAAACGUAUUUUUCCAGCUAACAUUAACCCUGUUGAUAUUGGGCUUAAGUUGAAAUUUUAAUAAGCCUGAAGGUCAACGGUUGUCAAAUUCUCUGUGCUGAACAUUACCUUUUUGGAGUUGUGAAAUGGAAUGGGUGUAUGUAUUUUGCCAGGUCUUUUUUUUUUUUUUUUAAUGUAAACAAAUUAUUUGCUUCUUAAUGAUGAGUUUUUUUCCCCUUAGUUUUGGGUGUCAAGAAGGAUUUUUACAACACUUAAUGUCAAUGUUUUUGUUUUCUUAUAAUUAAAAAAUAAUUUACAUUUUUUGUAGCUUAAAAUAUUUUAUUGUUGAUUGUUAGUCUUGGUGUAUGAUUUCAUGUGUAAGUUUUUAAUUAGAUGCACUUCUGUGAAAUAUCAAAA
Orcinus orca (killer whale) is the source of this 5639-nucleotide messenger RNA. It is a transcript of the gene RFX3, whose product is annotated as regulatory factor X3. Gene Ontology annotation, cellular component: nucleus. Lineage: Eukaryota; Metazoa; Chordata; Mammalia; Artiodactyla; Delphinidae. The coding region runs from base 2593 to 5235 and encodes 880 amino acids. The transcript is spliced from 27 exons. The record is from RefSeq and is a predicted model, not a curated record. Gene Ontology annotation, biological process: regulation of transcription by RNA polymerase II. Gene Ontology annotation, molecular function: DNA-binding transcription factor activity, RNA polymerase II-specific; RNA polymerase II cis-regulatory region sequence-specific DNA binding.